UUUUUUAAUAAAGAGAUGGAAUGUUACUUUAAGGUUGUUUCUGUUAGAUUUGCGACCACACUAAUUUUCGUAGUGCAAUAAACUGCCAAUAUGGGGGUGCAGCCCACGACUCGUUCAUAUGAAAGCAUUCAAACGAACGAAUGGUUAUGGAACAUCGUUUUUUGCACAAUAGGAGUGGCAAUGGCUUGCUAGGGGUCUCUGGAUAUCCACUUGAGCCGUGGUGCAUAACACCGUACAGAUAUCCAUCAGACGGAUCAGGUGAAGCAAGGUUCAAUGAAAUUCAUUCCAAGGCACGGUGCAUCAUUGAACGAACUAAUGGUGUACUGAAAGGUGGGUGGAGAAUCCUAGAAUACAACAAAAGAGGAAGAUAUGAUCCUGUAAAAGUGGCUAGGUUUGCGAAUGUCUGUGCAGCGCUUCACAACAUUUGUAUACAAUUUAAUGUGAGCUUUACAGCAACAAAUUCAGAGAGUCAAACCGCAUCUGACAUAGUGUCUGGAGAAGGCCAGUAUACUAGAAUCGGCCAAACAAUCAGAGAUCAAAUUAAAAUCUCGUUGAUGAACUCGACAUAACCAUCUUGUUUUCAUAUUGUAUAUUACUAUUAUGCUUUUGAAGUAUA
Molecule: messenger RNA, 616 nt
Organism: Anastrepha ludens (Mexican fruit fly)
Lineage: Eukaryota; Metazoa; Arthropoda; Insecta; Diptera; Tephritidae
Exons: 2
Coding region: 141-569 (142 amino acids)
Source: RefSeq, a predicted model, not a curated record